AUGACCAUCGUGCAUGUCGACGAUGCCCCACUGGUGCAAGACUAUGCCGAGACGCAGGAGUCCGCCGUGGAUGAUGUUGACGACAUCCUUCGUAACCUUAACGAGUUUAUCGAAAUGGUCGAUGUCGAAGCUGAUCUCGCGAGAGCCAAGGAAGAAGAGCAGAAGCAGAAUGAUAAACAACAGCAGCAGCGAAUAGGCCAGCCUGUAGUUGCUACUCAGUCCAUUUACUAUAGUUAG
Colletotrichum fioriniae is the source of this 237-nucleotide messenger RNA. The record is from RefSeq and is a predicted model, not a curated record. NCBI's taxonomy places the organism in Eukaryota, Fungi, Ascomycota, Sordariomycetes, Glomerellales, Glomerellaceae.